Messenger RNA from Catharus ustulatus (Swainson's thrush), 1419 nucleotides. Its product is annotated as hypoxia-inducible factor 3-alpha-like. Gene Ontology annotation, molecular function: DNA-binding transcription factor activity, RNA polymerase II-specific; protein dimerization activity; RNA polymerase II transcription regulatory region sequence-specific DNA binding. Gene Ontology annotation, biological process: cellular response to hypoxia; regulation of transcription by RNA polymerase II. NCBI's taxonomy places the organism in Eukaryota, Metazoa, Chordata, Aves, Passeriformes, Turdidae. The record is from RefSeq and is a predicted model, not a curated record.
AUGGACGGGCGGCCCGGGCCGAGUUACUGCCUGGUACUGGUACCAGUUAGCGCCUGGUACUGGUCCCAGUUAGAGAUUGGCCGACCCCCGAGGGCCGCCGGAGCGCUCCCGGACGCCGCCCGGUGCGGGCGGAGCCGCGAGGCCGAGGUGUUCGGGCAGCUCGCCCUGGCGCUGCCCUUCGCCCGCGGGUCAGCGCCCACCUGGACAAAAGCGUCCAUCAUGCGGCUGACCAUCAGCUACCUGCGCGUGCACCGCCUGCUGGCCGCGGGCGCGUGGGCGGCGGCGGCCGAGGCUGUGGACGGAUGUUACCUGCAGGCUCUGAGCGGCUUCGUGAUGGUUCUGAGCGAGGGCGGGGACAUGAUUUACCUGUCCGAGAACGUCAGCCGCCUGCUGGGGCUCAGCCAGCUGGAGCUGAUCGGGCACAGCGUGUUCGAUUUCGUUCCCUGCGACCACGAGGAGCUGCAGGACGUGCUGGGCCCGCGCCAGGGGGGUCCCCGGCGGCGGGGGGAGCGCUCUGGCCGCAGUUUCUCGCUGCGCAUGAAGAGCACCCUGAGCGGGCGCGGCCGCUGCCUCAACCUCAAAGCGGCGUCCUGGAAGGUCCUGCACUGCGCGGGACAUGCGAACCUACUCGGGGUCUGGGGCGGGGACCCCCCCCUGCGCUGCCUGGUGUUGAUUUGCGAGGCCAUCCCGCACCCCGGGGCCAUCGAGGCUCCGCUGGGCUCGGGCACCGUCCUCACUCGCCACUCCAUGGACAUGAAGUUCACCUACUGCGAUGACAGGAUCGGGGAGGUGGCCGGGUCACCCGAGGAGCUCCUGGGCUGUUCCCUCUACGAGUUCGUCCACGCGCUCGACUCCAACACCCUGAGCCGCAGCGUCCACACCCUGCUGACCAAGGGCCAGGCGGUCACCAGCCAGUACCGGUUCCUGGCCAAGCGCGGGGGGUUCCUCUGGGCCCAGACCCAGGCCACGGUGAUGGGCGGGGGGCGAGCGGCGCCCGAGGGCAUCGUGUGCCUGCACUUCGUGCUCAGCCGCGUGGAGCAGCGCGGGCUCGUCCUGUCCCUGGAGCAAACCCAGCGCCGAGAAUUUGGGGGGGGCUCGGAGACCCCCGGCCCGACCCCAGCAACGGCCCCGCGGACACCACGUCCCCCCGGCCCUGUCCGGACGUCCCCCCUGGACCUGGCCAUGCUCGCCCCCUACAUCCCCAUGGACGGCGAUUUCCAGCUGGGCGGGGCCGAGCCGCACAGGGGGCGUGGCCUGCGCCCCUCAGGCCCCGCCCCCAAGCCCGAGGCUCCGCCCCCCAGGCCAAGAGCCCGCAGCUUCCCUGGGCGAGGCCCCCCCCCUCCCGGCCUGGCCACGCCCCCCUGCCGCGCUGGGGCAGCGACCCCGCCCUGGGCCCGCCCCCAGGCCACGCCCUGCUAG